This is a messenger RNA of Mixia osmundae IAM 14324, 702 nucleotides long. RefSeq lists its product as uncharacterized. The transcript has 8 exons. Bases 1 to 702 code for a protein of 233 amino acids. NCBI's taxonomy places the organism in Eukaryota, Fungi, Basidiomycota, Mixiomycetes, Mixiales, Mixiaceae. The record is from RefSeq and is a predicted model, not a curated record.
AUGCUAGCAGUCUGGCUCGUCUCUCUCGGGCUCAUCUCGCUCAGCUGCAUCGAAGCAAAAUGGCUCUCCCAUUCUGCUCUGAUCGCCAAAGCCGAAUCCGUACCCGCCGGCGAACAUAACUACUACCGCGAGCAUUUGGACAAAAUUACCGCUUCUCUCAAUGAAGUCAGAGGCGGUGAGAAAGAUCCGGAUAUUCUGCCAGAUGGCUAUACUGGUACUAGAUUCUACGAGCUACGAGGUACGUCCAGUUGCCAAUGUGCUGGCGCUGUUACAAUCGUUCACGAUGAGAAGGAGCCCUUCUAUCUUUGUAAGCCGCCUGGGUAUAUCCAAGUCACUUCUGACCGAGCAGGCGCGCAGAACCAUCUGAAGCAUGUCGACCAGAGAGAAAUCAUGGGAACGCCGCCGAGCAACCAGAGAGUGACCGCUUACUUUGCCGUUCAGCAUCGACCCGGAGAGGCAAACUCUGCCUGGCAAGAUUGUACUCUUCAUUAUCAGACUUGGACCGUGAUGAUGUUCCUCAACUUUGAUGCAAUCUACAUCACUGAGGAAAACACCGUGCUGUACGCCAAACCGGACGAAGGAGCAUACUUUUCGGACAAGUGCGACGACGCUGCGAUGAAAUCGAUCGGAUUGCCCGAAAGCAAGUCUCAAGUUUUGCCUCUUCGCGUGACCAUUCAGCUGAGGAGUAUGGCUGGGCAGUGA